AUGUCCGAAUAUAUAGGAUCACGCAUUUCUCUCAUUUCCAAGAGUGAUGUCCGAUAUGUUGGCACACUCAAUGAAAUCAACUCCGAGAAGUCUACCGUCUCGCUUGAAAAUGUCAAGUCGUACGGUACCGAAGGCCGCCGGACCCGACCGGAGGAGAUUAUUCCGCCUUCGGACCAAGUUUAUGAAUACAUCAUCUUCCGUGGCAGUGAUGUGAAGGAUCUCCGGAUUGAACAACAGCCGGUCAAGGAAACUAAGCCAGCUGCUGUCCCAUCCGAUCCGGCCAUUCUUGGGUUGAAACGUGUCUCGUUCAAGUUUGAGGCUAACCUGAGCAUAUCGCCUCAUAGUCCCGUCCUCGCGAGGCUCCUCAGCCUCAGCCAGCCCCAACCUCGGACGCGAACAAUCAGCAGCAACCUGGAGGUCCCGGCCCGAGUGGCGCUCCUGGGUUUCCACAAGGACCCCCUCCUUUCAACAACUACUAUGGACCUCCCCGGAUCGUGGGGCCGAGGGGCCCAGGCCCUGUUCCUCCAUUUGGCAAUAUGCCAUACCCCCGCCCCCUGGCUGGUAUCCGCCUCAAGGGUUCCCCCGGCCCCGGCGGCCCCGGUCCUGCGCAUCCGGUGCCGCGGGCAAGCCCGGCCCAAGCAGUGGCGCUCCGGCGCCGCGGGACCAGACCCCCAGGCGGGUCAGGCCCAAGCGAACCAGCCUCCCACAGAGCCUAAAUCUCUCGGUCAAGGCCCGGCGGCAGCGGCGCCUCCUCAGGAUUCGAAGCCGGCGAGGGCGGGCGGCCAAAAACCUCAGGCAGACUUGGCCCCUUCUGGAGCUAAGAGUAACCGAGUGACGCCCGUCAUUCCGGCCGUGCCUAAGCCGUUCCAAGUCCCCGCGAGCAUGGCUGGGAGUGCAGCUUCGGGAAGCAAGCCUGCCGCUGCGGCGCCGAGCGGCAAUGUCCAAGACGCUACUGAGGCGGCAAAGGCCGCGCAACAAAACGGUGGCAACGCCAUGGACAACUUGACAAACAGAGUCAAUGAGAUGCGCGUACAUGCUGUUCGAGCUGGUCAUGGUGGCCGUGGUCGGGGUCGUGGUGGCCGACCUGGCCCUGGCAAAGUCGAAGUGCCUGACUCUGACUUUGACUUUGCUUCCUCGAACGCCAAGUUCAACAAAGAGGAUGUUGUGAAGGAAGCCAUUGCCGGAUCUCCUCUCGAUGCCCCCACUAGCUCCGGCGCUGAAAUUCCUGAUCCGACGAGCGCUGAGCUGCCGGCAGACCUACAGGCUUACGACAAGAAGAAGUCAUUCUUCGACAAUAUCUCGAGUGAAGCCAAGGAUCGAGCUGACGGUAGCGGCCAGAAGGCUGGAGGCCGGGAGUGGCGCGGUGAGGAGCAGCGCAAAAAUAUGGAAACCUUUGGCCAAGGAAGCGUUGAUGGUGGCUUCCGCACCAACUAUAGAGGAAGAGGCCGUGGCCGUGGACGAGGACGUGGCUACCAGGCCGGAUUUCAGAACCGCGGUGGACGUGGAGGAGGAUAUCGCCAGCGCGAUGGUGCUUCGCCCGCCCCCGCCCCGGCCCCCGGCGCGGGUCAGUAA
This is a messenger RNA of Parascedosporium putredinis, 1572 nucleotides long. NCBI's taxonomy places the organism in Eukaryota, Fungi, Ascomycota, Sordariomycetes, Microascales, Microascaceae. The record is from the annotation of a GenBank genome assembly.